AUGGGACAAAACGACCAAGACGACUGCAUCACCAAUCCGUUUCAUUGGAAAGACGAAAAUGAUGGAUAUGCUUACGGAUACGAUGAGUUACCUCGCGACUUCAUUGACUCCCUCAGUGCUGAACAAAAAGCAAAGCUCCAGGAACUCAAGGAAAAGAACAAGGAGUUCGCUGCUACGCUCACCAAGGAUCAACAGGAUCUUAUGCGAAGAUGA
Oikopleura dioica is the source of this 213-nucleotide messenger RNA. The record is from the annotation of a GenBank genome assembly. NCBI's taxonomy places the organism in Eukaryota, Metazoa, Chordata, Appendicularia, Copelata, Oikopleuridae.